Molecule: messenger RNA, 1564 nt
Organism: Sclerotinia trifoliorum
Lineage: Eukaryota; Fungi; Ascomycota; Leotiomycetes; Helotiales; Sclerotiniaceae
Source: the annotation of a GenBank genome assembly
GCAUAUGGUAAAAUACGCGUUUAGACGUCACGCGAGUUCGGGAGUGCACGGCCCUUUCUAAAUAAUUCUGCCGUAUUCCGUACAAAUUCAAUACUUGUGAACCAAGGCGGUGUAACAAAAAAUUAUUCUGUCGCAAAGACAUCAUCUCGUCUUCCACAAUCCUUUCAGUCUUCAAAUCAUCCCAAAGUCCAAUUAACGUCCACUUUUACAACAUGGGUCGCACUGAUGGAAAUGAACGGGUAGUCAAACCCAAGAAAGAAAAAAAGGCGAAAGUCCCCAAAGAACAACGCGUUCGCAAGAUCAAACUUCCCAAGGAUAAAGAUCCAAACCGCACCGACAAACCGGAAGUUCCUUUGAUGAAUAGAUCCGUACAUGCGAAAUGGGGCGCACUUUUUCGCAAACAUUUGGGCGUUCUAGAGGCUCAUUGUAAGGCGUUGGAUAGGUUGCAACAAGCUAUGAAAAGUGAGAUGAAUAAUUUGAGUGAGGAGGAGAAGAGGGAAUGGGAAUUGAAUGAGGAGGGACCUUGGAGGGUUCUUUGUGGUUUGUUGGAUAGAGGGAGGGAUACGCUUGUUAGUGGGAGACAGAUGGCGAGGUUCGUUGUAAGUUUUCUGGAGGAUUGAGCUGCUUUUUACUACAAGGUUGCGGUUACUGAUGGGGAUUCGUAUAGUUGCCAGCUCGUUUGAUCAAGGAUAAAAAGGGCUUGGGUGUUCGUGGCACAACUUAUGAACCUCUUGUACCACAACUCGAUGCUCGUCUGGCUGCGGAGAAAAAUGGUACUACUGAAAAGGACGAUAGUAGCGAUAGUGAUAGCUCAGAUUCCUCAGACUCCGAUUCAGACUCCGACUCAGCAGAAGAUACUGGAUACGAAGAUGAAGAUGUAGAAAUGGAAGAUGCACCAGCUCCUGAAUCCAAAAAUACUACCACAACUAGUGCGCCAGCUGCGGUGGAACCAAGUACUCACUUUUUCGUUGACACGAUGCCAACUCCAGUAACUCAAUUAAACAAGGAGAAGGAGAAGAAGGAUAAAAAGAGAAAUUCUGAUGAGGCUUCUGGUGGAAAGAAAAGCAAGAAAGAUAAGAAGGCGGAGGAGGAAAAGCAAAUUGAGGAAGAGGUCAAUUUCCAAGCUAUAGAGGCUCAAUUACAAGCGGAGGUUGAAGCUGAUAUGAAGGCACAGGAGGAAAAGGCUCAGAAUGCUGAGGAGGAGAAGGAGAAGAAGGAGAAGAAAGAAAAGAAGAGGAAGAGAGAGAGCCUGGGAGAGGAAACUGGGGAAAAGAAAGCGAAGAAGGAUAAGAAAUCUAAGGUUGAGGAAGACGAUGUGAAGGAAGAUGAAGAGGUUGAGGUAGAGCCCAAAAAAGAUAAGAAGUCAAAGAAAGACAAGAAGAGGAAAGCAGAUGAUGUAGCUGCUGAGGAUGAACAGAUCGAUGGAAAGAAGAAGAAGAAAUCGAAAUGAUAGUCACAAGUAUCGUGGAUAUGUAUAGCUAAGAUUCAAAAAUGUGGGAGGAGCAUCAGGAAAAUAGAUGGAUUACUUUAAUGAAUUGAAUACUAUGGAAGAACAUUUCAUAAA